AGUGUAAGGCUAAUAGUGGUUAUGCACUUGUCGUGCCACUCGUGCUCUCUCCUUCUAACACACCUCUUUAUAUAAAUAGAUAAAACAAACCACAACUCUUUUGAUCGCCUCUUCGUUCUAGAUUCUUCCAUAUCUUAAGCGGUGACCUGAGAUCACAUUGAACGAUGGUGAAGGCUGUGGCAGUUCUUGGAAGCAGUGCGGGUGUUGCUGGAACUAUUUACUUCAAUCAGGAGGGAAAUGGCCCAACCACCGUAACUGGAAAUCUUACUGGUCUUAAGCCUGGCCUCCAUGGCUUCCAUGUCCAUGCCCUUGGGGACACCACUAAUGGCUGCAUGUCUACUGGACCACAUUUCAAUCCUAAUGGCAAGGAGCAUGGUGCCCCUGAGGAUGAGAAUCGUCAUGCUGGUGAUCUAGGAAAUGUUAAUGUCGGUGAUGAUGGAACCGUCAGCUUCUCUAUUACUGACAGUCAGAUCCCUCUCAAUGGACCACACUCCAUCAUAGGAAGGGCUGUUGUUGUCCAUGCUGAUCCUGAUGAUCUUGGGAAAGGUGGGCAUGAGCUUAGCAAAUCUACUGGAAAUGCUGGUGGCAGAGUAGCUUGUGGUAUUAUUGGUUUGCAAGGAUGAGCCUACCUUCUCAACCCCCAGGAUACAUAAAAAUGUGCGUUAUCAAAUGACGAAGCUUUAGACUUUGUGGAAUAAACUCGCACCCUUCUCCUGUUUGGUUAGGUCCAGUCUGUACUGCUGAAUUCUGUGUUUUGCUCUUAACUUAUCAGAUGGCUAUAUGUCAGCACUUGGUGCUUAAUCAAAUUGUUACUAUGCCUAAGUUUGUGUUAGUGUUAUUUAUAUUUCUUGUUUUUACCA
Gastrolobium bilobum is the source of this 860-nucleotide messenger RNA. Its product is annotated as superoxide dismutase [Cu-Zn]. The transcript has 8 exons. The record is from RefSeq and is a predicted model, not a curated record. Gene Ontology annotation, biological process: removal of superoxide radicals. Lineage: Eukaryota; Viridiplantae; Streptophyta; Magnoliopsida; Fabales; Fabaceae. Bases 165 to 623 code for a protein of 152 amino acids. Gene Ontology annotation, molecular function: copper ion binding; superoxide dismutase activity.